AACAAAGAUUUCGUUGUUUUGAAUCGUCUUUUUUUCUAUUUCGACUCUAUAGAUUCAUUAGACAAUUUCAUUUCCAAUUAAAACGAUAAAAUAUUUUGCGAUUCGUUAUAUUGAUAUUUGGAGUGAUUUUUCGUAGUGCAAACUUGAAGUAUUAAAUAGAAUUUCCAUUUUUUUUUUUGUAAAAAAGUGUAAAGAAAAAAUUUGAAAUGAUGGAGUGGCUAUUUGGAAAACGAAUGACACCAGAGGAAAUGUUGCGAAAAAAUCAGCGAGCGCUAAACAAAGCAAUGCGCGAUUUGGAUCGCGAAAAGAUGAAAAUGGAACAACAGGAGAAGAAAAUUAUUAAUGACAUUAAAAAAUUGGCUAAAGAGGGUCAAAUGGAUGCGGUGAAAAUUAUGGCACUUGAUUUGGUACGAACUCGUCGCUAUGUAAAGAAAUUUAUGCUGAUGAAAGCCAACAUUCAAGCUGUUUCGCUGAAAAUUCAAACGUUGAAAUCGCAAAAUACCAUGGCUCAGGCUAUGAGUGGUGUAACUAAAGCCAUGGCAAAUAUGAAUCGACAAUUGAAUCUUCCACAAAUUCAGAAGAUUUUAAUGGAGUUCGAAAAACAAUCGGAAAUCAUGGACAUGAAAGAAGAAAUGAUUAACGAUCACAUCGACGAUGCAAUGGAAGAUGAAGGAGACGAAGAAGAAUCAGACGCUGUGGUUUCCCAAGUUCUAGAUGAACUCGGUCUUCAAUUAGGUGAUCAAUUAUCUGGAUUGCCACAGGCAUCUGGAUCGCUAUCGGUUGCUACAGGAAGCAAACAGCCACAAGCAGCUGCAAUUGGUGCCGCCGGCGGUAGCGGUGGUAAUGGUGGUAGUGGCGGCAAUACGCCAAUGGAUGCUGAUGCCGAUUUACAAGCUCGAUUGGACAACUUGCGACGCGAAUAAACUUAUGCUUCUUUAUAGCUCAAUAUUCAUGGAAUUUUUUUUUUGGUUUUCUACUUCCAAAAAUAUUCUAUUUUUAUGAAUUUUUUGUUAUGUUAAUUUAAGGAAAGAAUGUGUAUCGUGUUUUUUUUUGGUACGGAUUAAAAACAUGAAUCAAAAUAAAUGGAUUGAAUUCAAUGAAAUUUGUUGUAGGAAUUCAAAGUGCCUACUUUUUAUGCGAAAUAUCGACAAAUGUCUCAGAUUUCAAUGUAUGAACAAAUGAAUUUAAAAACGAGUUCAAACAAAUGUAAUAAAACAGAAAAACACACACAACAUGUAUGAAUGCCUAAUUAAUUAAUGUACAUUUGAAUAAGCUUACUGGAGCACCAUCAUCAUAUUCAAGUUGAUGCAAUUUUAAUAAAUCGAUUAUAUGUACCAUGCUUUA
Contarinia nasturtii (swede midge) is the source of this 1344-nucleotide messenger RNA. RefSeq names its product charged multivesicular body protein 2a (gene Vps2). Gene Ontology annotation, biological process: late endosome to vacuole transport; endosome transport via multivesicular body sorting pathway; protein transport. The record is from RefSeq and is a predicted model, not a curated record. NCBI's taxonomy places the organism in Eukaryota, Metazoa, Arthropoda, Insecta, Diptera, Cecidomyiidae. The coding region runs from base 207 to 923 and encodes 238 amino acids. Gene Ontology annotation, cellular component: ESCRT III complex; multivesicular body. The transcript is spliced from 2 exons.